AUGCGGGCCUCCAACCUCUUGUCGACUCUGGCGGCCUUUGCCGUCCUGGCCACGCCUGUGCUGGCCCAGAAGAAGGACUCUUCCUCGAGCUCUGCGACCUCGUCGCCCUCAUCGUCACCCUCAUCAUCGCCCACAUCAUCGCCCACAUCGUCACCCUCGUCAUCGCCCACAUCAUCGCCCACAUCGUCGCCCACAUCGUCGCCCUCGUCAUCGCCCUCCCCAUCGCCCUCCCAAACUGCCGACGACUCGGGUCCUACUGGUCUGCCCACGCUGACCAAACCAGGCGGCAGUAUCCCGACAUACCCAGCUCCCAGCGUGCCGCCCACCAAAGAUGCCCCCUUCAUGAAGCACUCCAGCGCGCCAGACGGAACCGUCUUCAUCGCCGUUGGUGCCAUCCUCGGCGCAUUUGGCCUCGGCGUUCUCCUCUGGCGCGUCAUCGUCAGCUUCCUGCUCCAUCGCUCUGUCCGCCGCGCCGCCCUGGCCCAGCACGAAGCCAACAACAAGACUGGUUUCCCAGCACCUCCCGCGCCCUUCUACAAGUACUCGGAUCAUGCCUCUCCUGCUGCGCCUUCAAGCGGCCGCGGCGCUCGUCGCACCAACCGAAACACCAUGACCCCAUCUGCCGCUCCCAGCCAGUCCAACCUGUUCUUCUCGCCCACGGCUGCCGGCUCCAGCGCCCCAGGCGCUCGCGGCUCGGCUUUCCUGCCCUCUGGAUUCUACGCUGCCGGAAACUCGUCUCCUGGCGGACAGCAAGGCCCUUCUAUCAGCUUGACUAAUCUGCGACCCGAGUCGACGAGCUACGUCAACGGCUCAAGGAACUCGCUCAUGGGCCCAUCGCCUCCCGACUCUCCUCACUUUUCACCGCGAAGAGACAUGAGCAGCAGCUCUGUCAACCUCAACACUCGUCAACCGGGCCAGCGGGCUCCAAGUGCCUAUCUUGAAGACUUGCUUGCCGAUGAGCCUGGUAGCCUUCCUCCGCCUCAAAUGCCGCCCAACAGAGCCAGUGGCAGUGGCAGCCCUCGGGGCAGCCCUCGAAACCGAUACUAA
Messenger RNA from Trichoderma asperellum CBS 433.97, 1047 nucleotides. RefSeq lists its product as uncharacterized. The record is from RefSeq and is a predicted model, not a curated record. Gene Ontology annotation, cellular component: fungal-type vacuole. NCBI's taxonomy places the organism in Eukaryota, Fungi, Ascomycota, Sordariomycetes, Hypocreales, Hypocreaceae.